Messenger RNA from Haemonchus placei, 279 nucleotides. The record is from the annotation of a GenBank genome assembly. Lineage: Eukaryota; Metazoa; Nematoda; Chromadorea; Rhabditida; Trichostrongylidae.
AUGCUAAAUUCACCAUUUGAGCGACGAUACCAGAGAAAUGAAUGCCAUAUUGAUUCCUUGGCAUUCAAUGUCCCUGUUCUCGAUCGAUUUCCUAUUUCUGAAAACUUUUCUUCGUCAAGCUUUUCCCCUUCUGGAUUCGUCGUCACAAGUGACAAAGUGGUCAGGAAACGGUAAGGCAUCAGCGCUUCAACACAGAUGCACAAUUGCAACGAAGUCAUCCUUGUAAGAGUGGAGCGUUCCCCCAAUGAAUGUGGUCUCCACGUCCUGUCCAAUUUCUAA